CACACUCGGACACAUGUCAUUGUUACACGGUGGGAACGUACACAUUUCAGCAUGGCUUUAGAGAUGAUCAACUUUGUCUUCUAAUUUGUUUUUCAUAGCAAUUUUUAAAAUGCGCAGUCAUUUAUGUAGUUAUUUUAUCACUUUGGUUUGACCAAACAUUAUAUUCGUUCGUUUGUUCAAGAUUAGCGAAGAGUGCAGCUAAAGCAUCGUGGAAAUAUAGCUUGCAUCUGCUCUGUAUCUUACCCAAAUAUAACAGAUAAUUUUGUUAGAUAUUUACAAUGUCAGCGAUUGUGUCAACAAGUAGCAGCCACGGACAGAAGCCCAAAGGUGACAAGAAAAAUAAGACCGUUAAAAAGAAAAAGAAAGAACUCUGUAUAAAUUUUAAGAAGAAAAAAUCUCAAGAAAAGCAACAUCAGAAAAGCCAUAUAGCCUACCAGAUAUUACCACCAGCAGAUGCUCAACAGUUUUCUGCCAACUGGAAAACAUUACAAGAGAUGUUAAAGAAGCAUCCAGAGAAACCACAGCGACAGAAUGGUGCUCCUAAGGAGAAAUCUACAAAAAAUUCUACUAUUAAUGACAAGGGGAUCCACCAGAAAAGGGACUUUGUGAAACCUGCAAAGAAGAUUGUUAAGAGCAGUUCUGCUAAAGACCUAACUGUGAACAAUGACCCUGUUCAUGAGACCAGUAGAACUUCCAUUGCUACAAAGAAAAGAAAAUUGGACUUAAAGAAUACACAGGGCAAAAAACAAGAAUCAAAAAAACUUAAAACAGAGACCAAAACAAAGAAGCCCACAGAAGAGGACAUCUGGUUUGAUGAUGUUGACCCUGAUGACAUGGAGGCAACGGUAGGAGCAGAAGCAGCAGAAAUCAUGAGGAAGAAACUGGGAAUUCACCAGAGUAAGGAUGUGGAGAAUGCACUGGUCAAAGAGAAGGCAUUUGAAGGCCUGACAAAAGCUGUAGCCAUUGACUGUGAGAUGGUUGGAGUUGGUCCAGAUGGAGAGGACAGCAUCUUGGCUCGUGUUUCUCUCGUAAACCAGUUUGGGAAAUGUAUUUAUGACAAGUAUGUAAAACCAACGGAAAAGGUGACUGAUUACAGAACGCAUGUCAGUGGGAUACGGCCAGAGGACAUCAAAGAUGGUGAGGAUAUAGACACAGUGCGCAAAGAAGUUGCUGAAAUCCUACGAGGCCGAAUUGUGGUUGGCCAUGCCAUCCACAAUGACUUGAAGAUUCUACUUUUGGAUCAUCCGAAAAAGAAAAUCAGGGAUACACAGAAGUAUGAGGCUUUUAAGAAAAUGGCAAAGAGUGGUCGUCCAGCGCUGAGAGUGCUCUGUAGAGAAGUUCUAAAUGUUAAAGUCCAACAAGGCGAACACUCAUCUGUUCAAGAUGCACAGGCCACUAUGCGACUUUACACAACGGUGAAGAAGCAGUGGGAAGCACAGAUUAAGGCAGGAAUAAAGAACAAAGGCUCAGACAAAAAGAGGAGGAGAAAACCUGCUCUGAGCAAAACCACGACUGUGCAGACAGGCCUGCCCCCCUGACCGAAGGUGAUGCUCGGACUCAAAAGUUUGCUUUCUUUAAUAGAAACAACUAAUGGCUCCCAUAGAUACAUGCAUAACUAACUGGAUGAAUUGGUUUGGUAAUACCUUUACAAUAUACAGCAUUUUUGUUAUAAAAAGACAUUGUUACGCCAAAAAGUACAUUCGUCAUUUUUAUUUAUAAUCGCACCAUAACAUUUUAUGUAUAUGUAACGUAACAUGUUACAUGUAAUGCCACAUACUUAUUUGUUUUGUUCCAAACAUUCAGCAUUGGUUAUGCAACAAAUACAUUCUUUACAAAAGUUUGUGAUUUAUUUCAGCCCAUCUGUUUAUUUAUUUUAAAAAAACAAACUUAUAAUUGGCAUUCACUCAAAAACAAAAAGUGGAGUAUAAGGUGUGUGGGCAGAGACACAGGCUGUGACUAUGAAAGUGCUGAAGAUGCAGUGAGGUUAUUGCUGCUGCAGCCACUGUGUGCCCAGGGAGUGUCCCUGUGAUUUGUGCUUCAUGAAUGUGCCCUGCAGACUGUAAAUAAUGUUUCAUUUCAAGGCACCAGGCAAACUAAAACUCUGUGGUCUGUGCAAUGCAGCCAUUAGGAAUCAAAUAAUUUCAUAAUAAAACUAAAAAUGUUUUAAUCUUUUCUCUAAA
Molecule: messenger RNA, 2180 nt
Organism: Boleophthalmus pectinirostris (great blue-spotted mudskipper)
Lineage: Eukaryota; Metazoa; Chordata; Actinopteri; Gobiiformes; Gobiidae
Gene: rexo4
Product: REX4 homolog, 3'-5' exonuclease
Exons: 8
Coding region: 279-1538 (419 amino acids)
Biological process (GO): rRNA processing; DNA catabolic process
Cellular component (GO): nucleus
Molecular function (GO): 3'-5' exonuclease activity; nucleic acid binding
Source: RefSeq, a predicted model, not a curated record